AUGACAAAACACAGUAAAAACAAUACCGCCUCGUCGAUAUUCUCAUAUGCAGAAUACAAAAAACUUGAUUACGGGACUAAAAGGCAACGUUUAGGGAACGAGUCUAUGCGCCAAUUCGAUGCUUGCGCACUCUGCCUUAACAAAGCUCGUGAACCUGUAGCAUGCAACGAAGGCCAUUUGUUCUGUAAAGAAUGCGUUUAUACGGACCUGUUGACACAGAAGAAGGAUAUCAAAAGACAGAAGGAGAAGUUGGAAGUGUUGAAGAAGGAGGUGGAAGAGGAGAGGUUGGGAGCGAAAGAGGCUGCGAGAGACAGGGUUCUUGCCGACUUUGAGAAAGGCCAGCUUGGGUUGUCGAGUAAGCCGAGCACUACGACUGGUACAAAAUCUGGAGAGUCGAAGCAAGACGGCAGAGGAUUGAAACGCAAAUUCGAAUUCGAUCCGUCAUCGGUUGAGGAUCUCGCUCAAGAAGCCGAGGAAGAUGCUCUGCGCCAGAUUGAACGCGAACAAGCGGAAGCUCUCAAACACAAACUACCUGACUUUUGGCUUCCAUCGUUAACGCCGACAUAUGCAAGCAAAGGACCGCCUACGUCGUUAGGGGAUAUCAAGUUACAAACCACUUGUCGAGGAGGAAAUCCUGCUCAUUCUCUGGCGCUGAAACAUUUAGUGCCCGUUCAAUUUACCCUUUAUACUUCAAAUGGUCACGCAGCAUCGAGCAUCGAGUCGACGCCUGCCGAAGGAAGCAGUCCAAUCAGGAAGGAGGAGCCUCAGCCUAUGUGCCCAUCGUGUAAGAAACAUCUGUCGAAUAACUUACAUAUAUUUCUAAUGAAGCCUUGUUCACAUGUCACUUGCAAGACGUGCACCGACAGUCUUGUACGUCCAGCAAAGCAGUGUAUCGUCUGUGAUAAGCGACUCGCCGAGAAGGAUAUCAUUGAACUGAAGCGGGAAGGAACUGGAUUUGCGGGUGGUGGUAUGGCAGAGACAUCAAAAGCAGGCGUAGCUUUCCAAGGAUGA
Messenger RNA from Marasmius oreades (fairy-ring Marasmius), 1011 nucleotides. RefSeq lists its product as uncharacterized. The transcript is spliced from 7 exons. The record is from RefSeq and is a predicted model, not a curated record. The coding region runs from base 1 to 1011 and encodes 336 amino acids. Gene Ontology annotation, molecular function: ubiquitin protein ligase activity. NCBI's taxonomy places the organism in Eukaryota, Fungi, Basidiomycota, Agaricomycetes, Agaricales, Marasmiaceae. Gene Ontology annotation, cellular component: nucleus.